Molecule: messenger RNA, 1266 nt
Organism: Mollisia scopiformis
Lineage: Eukaryota; Fungi; Ascomycota; Leotiomycetes; Helotiales; Mollisiaceae
Exons: 6
Coding region: 1-1266 (421 amino acids)
Source: RefSeq, a predicted model, not a curated record
AUGGAUGCUUUUGCUGCUGGUUUCGCGUGGGCUCUAGUCGCGAUGGUCUCCCCUUUGAGACGCUCUGGUGCAGAUGCCCAGCAAUGCGUAAACAGUACUGAUGAGGAGAAAGCAGAACAAGGCUUGCCAUCGCCAGCCAUGAAUGCCAAUGUCAAGCGAAGAAAUAUCGCAAACCGGGUCCGGGAAGACGACCAAGAUGGAGACGAAAGUCCUGCCACUGUUACUGCGGGCACAGCAACUCCUACAUCCUUGAUGGAAGAUGCUCCUGAGUCCAAAGAAUCGUUUGUUAAUCGGUCGUGGCAUCGUAUCUCGAGCGGAUUCGGAUCGAAUUCCUCUCUGAAAGAACCCAGAAGCAGCGAAGAGAGCAUGGCGCAGAUCAUGGGUCAUGAUAGAUUCAAGCAUGAAAAGUUGGAAGACUUCCCAGACGGGUUUCCGAAACUCGCCGCAUUUGUCAGUAGCGAUGUUGACUUCGGUAUGGUUCGGAACUUCAAGACUCUGCACAAUCGUCUCCUCUUGCAUGACCAAGUCGAGCUCACUGGCUUGGAGAAGAGGCUGCGAGAGCUUGACAAAGAGGACGAGGCAGACCCGAAGAAAUCCAAUUAUCGAUUGAGAAGAGUAAAACACAAGGAAGGCUAUGGGAACACAGAGCAGAGGGAUUUGCUGCAAGAGGUGCGGCGAAAGCUCAAUGAAUAUGACACGACGGUAUUGAACUACGCGCGCAUGCAGAACCUUGGUCAAGUGACUAAACGAAAUCAUCUCUCGUACUGGAACUUCAUCUGGACCACCAAGCCACUUUUUGAUGGAUAUUGGGAUUAUAUCUAUUAUGCUGACGACUUCGUCAAUCUCUCUGGAAACCGACCGAACGAGUUCCACGAGUUCAUUCAGAGCCACAUGGUCAAUAACCGCUGGUCGCCAAUCAGAUGGCUUUUGCGAAAAAGCGACGUUGACAAGCCCACCACAAAUGAGGCUGGAACUUUCUACAGCGAAGGAAAGCUCGAAGCGGCAUCUCGAGGCCUCAUGGUAUUUGUAGUAGCAGUGAUGCUUCUGAUUCCAUCGUAUCUCUUAUUCCUAGUGCCUAUGUCUCACCCGAAGAUGGCUGGUGUCGUCGCCGUUUUCCUCCUUUUGUUCACCUUCCUGAUAUCGGCUGUGUCCAAGAGUGUGAUUGAGGCGCUAAUUGGCAUCGCGACGUAUGCCGCGAUCUUGAUUACGUUUUUGGGAAAUCUGAGUGCUUCAAGCACUUGUGGUUGUGCAACCACUGCUGUCUGA